Molecule: messenger RNA, 896 nt
Organism: Spodoptera litura
Lineage: Eukaryota; Metazoa; Arthropoda; Insecta; Lepidoptera; Noctuidae
Source: RefSeq, a predicted model, not a curated record
ACUCAUCACACACCACUCACACCACUCCGCGACAACAUGAGAGCCUUCAUCGUCCUGUGCGCGCUGGUAGCGUUGGCGGCGGGCGGCGCGGUGCGCGAGAAGCGCGGCUUCAGCAGCGGCUGGGGCGGCGCCGGCGGCAGCUCGCUCAGCUCGGGCUGGAGCGGUGGCUACUCGGGCGGUGGCUACUCGGGCGGCGGCUACGGCGGCGGCUACGGCGGUGGCUACGGCGGUGGCUACGGCGGCGGUUACUCGGGCGGCUCCUCGGGCGGUUGGUCCGCGCCCGCCGCGAAGGUGGUGGCCGUGCAGAAGGUGGUCAACGUGCAGCGUGAGAUCACUGUGCCCCAGGUCGUGAACGUGCGCAAGGUGGUCUCGGUGCCACAGGUGGUCACCGUCAAGCAAGUCGUCUCGGGCUGGAGCGGUGGCUACUCGGGCGGUGGCUACUCGGGCGGCGGCUACGGCGGCGGCUACGGCGGUGGCUACGGCGGUGGCUACGGCGGCGGUUACUCGGGCGGCUCCUCGGGCGGUUGGUCCGCGCCCGCCGCGAAGGUGGUGGCCGUGCAGAAGGUGGUCAACGUGCAGCGUGAGAUCACUGUGCCCCAGGUCGUGAACGUGCGCAAGGUGGUCUCGGUGCCACAGGUGGUCACCGUCAAGCAAGUCGUGCCCGUCUCGGGCGGAUACUCCGGCGGAUACUCUGGCGGAUACUCCUCCGGCGGUUACUCUGGCGGAUACUCCGGCGGAUACUCCUCUGGCGGACACUCCUCUGGUGGAUACUCUGGCGGAUACAGCGGUGGACGCUCCGGCGGUUACGGCGGCGGAUACUCCAGCGGCGGCUGGUGGUGAACUCUCUAGUCAACGACGUUACAAAAGGCUAUUUAUGAAAUAAAUGUUUUUUUUUU